Gopherus flavomarginatus (Mexican gopher tortoise) is the source of this 6907-nucleotide messenger RNA. RefSeq names its product patatin like phospholipase domain containing 2 (gene PNPLA2). Bases 370 to 1824 code for a protein of 484 amino acids. Lineage: Eukaryota; Metazoa; Chordata; Testudines; Testudinidae. Gene Ontology annotation, biological process: triglyceride catabolic process; positive regulation of triglyceride catabolic process; lipid homeostasis. Gene Ontology annotation, cellular component: cytoplasm; lipid droplet; membrane. The record is from RefSeq and is a predicted model, not a curated record. Gene Ontology annotation, molecular function: triacylglycerol lipase activity. The transcript has 9 exons.
UCCCCUCUGUGCUGCUCAUCAGGUGCAGGCAGCGGUGGGGGAGCAGGCGGAGGAAGAGGGCAGAGCAGGAAGGGACCGGCACAGGAAGGCAGGCGCAGCGCAUCCAUUCCCCUUUAUCCCGGGCCAGGGCCGGCAAAGCCCAGUAGAAUGUGAGCGGGAAGAACGACGCACGCGGAUCGGGGGUGCCACAACUUCUCCUGCCCCUAGAUCGCUCUUGCCGGGCUUGCCCCCCGCUCCGGUCCUCCGCUCGUAUUGCCCAGGCGGGGCGCGGGGCGUUUGUCCGCUGAGGGCUUGGCGAGCCUCGGCUGCCCUCUGCCCCGUCCCCCACCCAUCUCUCUCCUCCCGGACGCGCUGCCAGGCGGGGAGGCGAUGUUCCCUCUGGACUCCACCUGGAGUAUCUCCUUCGCGGGCUGCGGGUUCCUGGGGGUGUACCACAUCGGGGUGGCCAGCUGCCUCCAGGAGCAUGCCCCCUUCCUGGUAGCCAACGCCAAGACGAUCUACGGAGCCUCCGCCGGAGCCCUGACUGCCACGGCCCUGGUCACUGGAGCCUGCUUGGGUGAGGCAGGUGCUAAUAUUAUUCAGGUCUCAAAAGAAGCCCGAAAGAGGUUCCUAGGCCCUCUACACCCAUCCUUCAACUUGGUGAAAAUCAUCCGCAGCUGCCUGUACAAGACCCUGCCGGACAAUGGGCACGAAGUGGCUAGAGGACGCUUGGGCAUCUCGCUGACGCGGGUCUCUGAUGGAGAGAAUGUGAUACUGUCGGAGUUCAAUUCCAAAGAGGAGCUGAUUCAGGCCUGUGUUUGCAGCACCUUCAUCCCGGUGUACUGUGGGUUGAUCCCGCCAAGCCUGCAGGGCGUGAGGUACGUUGAUGGAGGGAUUUCAGACAACUUGCCGCAAUACGAGCUGAAGAACACUAUCACGGUGUCUCCGUUCUCAGGCGAGAGUGACAUCUGCCCCCGGGACAGCUCCACAAACAUUCAUGAGCUGAGAGUCACCAACACCAGCAUCCAGUUCAACCUUCGCAACCUCUACCGCCUCUCAAAAGCCUUGUUCCCCCCAGAGCCUCAGGUGCUCCGGGACAUGUGCAAGCAGGGCUACCGGGAUGCGCUGCACUUCCUGAAGAAGAAUGGGCUCCUUCACCGCCCACGGCCCUCACGCCCUCUCCUUGCCGUUGAGAACUCUUCAGGGGAGAGAGACCCAGAGGAGGAGGAGGAGAUAGGAGCUGAAGACCAGCUGAGGGAGAACGCUGCCCUGGCUGCUGUCGAAGACCACAUCUUUGAACACCUGCCACCCAGACUGAACCAAGCCCUUUUGGAAGCUUGCACUGAGAGAAGAGGCCUGUUAGUUGGCAUCACCAACUUGUUGCCUGUGCGCUUGGCCUCUGCCAUGAUGAUCCCCUACACACUGCCUGUGGAAUCAGCUGUCUCCUUCACAGUCAGGUUGCUGGAAUGGCUGCCAGAUGUCCCUGAGGACAUUAGGUGGAUGAAGGAGCAGACGAGUAAUCUAUGCACCUAUCUCAUGAGGGAAGCCAAGAAGAAACUGGGAAGCCAUCUCUCAGCCAGGCUUUACUACCAUUUUGAGCUCCGAAGGACCCAGAGCCUGCCAAUCCCUUUGGCCUCUACGUACAGCGAGGUGCUGCCCCAGUGGAUGCGGAGCAACCUCUCCCUGAUGGACGUUAAGACGAAGUGGGAGGAAUACCAGCGCCAGCUCAUGCUGGGAUUGUUCUGCAUCAACGUGGACAUGCAGGCCUCCAUCUUCCCACCAGAGGGGCUGCAGAUGAGAUUCUCGCCGGCAGACCGUGUGCAAGAGAGCCUGCCACUCUUCUGAGCCCCUGCACCGCAGCCAGGAGGAGGAGGGCGCAUGGGGUCAGACCUGCAUCUCGGCAACCUGCCACCUUUGAUUCUUGCAAGCCUGUGAUGGGAGCUUCCUCAUGAACAAAGCUGUGGCAUCCAGUGUAGCCAAUUGCUACUUGCCUGACCAGGGGAGGGGCACAGUGUUAAAGUGAACACGUUUGCUGAUGAUGACCACUUAGAGAUGUGUAUCAGCACCCAGCAUGGGGGAGGUGGCAGUCCCUGGCUGUGCUGUAACAGUCCCAGUGGGCUCCUCCAGGAGACAUACCUGGAGGAUCUAGCCUAGAUCAGGACGUCGCUCAUGCUCCGGAGCUUGUUUUGUCUCCGGUUUUAGAUCUACACAUUUGUGGCUUUGUUUGUUUAUUUGUUUUAGUUUUAAACAACCCAGCACCCUGUGGCUCUUCACUGUUUGUGCUACCAAAAGGUAAAGCAGCCCAUAGUGCCGGAGCAGCUAUCGUAUGGGCCCAAACCGCCUCUCAACUCUCCUUCACUGGAGCCAAAUUCUGACCUCUGUCCUCACUCGGAGCCAGCUCUGACCCUGCUGCUGUUAAUGUAGAUUUCAUUGGCAUUGGGACUGCAGAGUUACAGGGGAGAACUGGAUACCCACAGUUGUUGCUCUAAGCUUCCUUCAUCUCUUCUUGGACUCUCUUGCCUCUCUCCUUUAGGGAUCUUCGUCUCCAUUGAGCUGCGGAGGCCUGAGAUCUGUAGUGAUAAAACUGGCUGGGAAAUUUAUUUUUAGGGGUGGGGUGGAAGGGAGACAUGAGAUGUUCAGCUGAGAUUUUUCAGAUUUAGGUGCCUGAUUCCCAUUCAUUUAAAUUGAAUGAGCCUUAGGUGGCUUUGCGAAAUCUCAGCCUUCCUUCCCUGGAUUGGCCCAAAGGCUGCUGUUGGGGAGGGAAUGCGAAGCGCUUGUAGGAAGGCUGAAAGUGAAGAAUGCACAGUGCAUGUUGUGUCCAAGUGGCUUGUGGUGGAAUGUCGCAGCAGGUACCCAGAAGGUGGUCGUCUGGGGGGGAUGGGUUUCAGCUCCAUGGGAUCACAGAGCCGGAGAACCCUGAAACGAAAUUCCCCGCUGGCGCAAAUGGAUGGAAGUCUGUUGUAGCCAGUGACGUUGCACCUGCAUAUGCUUGUGGUGAGUUUGGACUUUAGUGAAGGAGCUGACGUUGGAUGAUGCAGAUUGCCGGUCCCAGAGAUGCCGCUCUGUCAGCUCCCCAAGCGGGAGCUGUGUGCCCCUCAUUCUGACUGAAGGUGGCGCUGCCCUGAAGGUGACAGCAUCGUGUGAGCGAGAGGAACAAGGAAGUUGGGGAGGUGAAGUAAGACAUGCCAAAUCCGUGUGCAGGCCCCUGUAUCUUUAUUUUGUCACUUAAAAGAUGAGUCAGUGGGGUUAUUCCAGAGCUGAACUCUGCCCAGUGUUUGGAAGGGUGUUGCCUUGAAAUAUGCAGUGUCCCAAGGUAACCCAGUAGCAUUCCAUUGCAUAUAUGCUUCUAGCAAAGCUGUUUCUUUGGCACAUUCUCCGUGAGAGGAUGGGUGUCUAGUCCCGCCUGUUGCUUGCCUCACUGCUCAGUGGGAGGGGGAGAUAUGGAUUCGAGUGGGGAUUGUAUGUACUGAAAAAGCCAAAAUCCUAACACUGUGACUGUGUCUGUGUCACACAACCAUCUUCAAGGUUCCUCUCCUUGCAAUGCCUCUGGCUGUGUGGGGCUUCUUUCUACCUCUGCUAGCACAAACAAUCUGCAAUAGGCCAAAACAAUUGCAUGUGUCCUUUUUGGGAGGUAGGGACACGGAGUGCCUAAAGUUCAGCUAUAUACUGUAUACAUAGAAUAGUGACUCGUACAAGGUUCUCAAAUGCCACUUUAAAAAAAAAAAAAAGGAGAUGCACCCAGAAACUCUGGUGAUUGGCACGUGAUAAAUAACUAACAGCUAGAAAGUCCAGGAGAGCACACCUGUCCUGGGCCAGAUGAGAAAAGGUGUGUCUCUUCCUGAAUGUGAGGUUGCAUGCUGCUUUCUAGCAGCCAUGGCCUGUGUGAUAUGCUCGGUGUGAGGUGGAGUGUCUGCCUCUACUAAAAGGAGCAUUGCCGUAAUGCCUAUAAUGAUGUGCACCAUAGAGACCUUCUGGCAGAAAGCAGCCAGGAGCUCACCAGGUAACCACAGCUUUCAUUUUGUGAUUUCCAUCUGCAAGCAGGACUCUGAGGGUGGAGCGUCCCUGGUGGUGUUAGAUCUGUCUGUUCCCACAAGACAUUGGUCUGGAAACAAGUUUGUGUGAUUUAGAGAGUGUCCACUUGCCAGCCUUCAAGUGACACUACCUGCAUGGCGCAAGUGCCUUCUCAGUUUAUGAAAUGGGCCUAGUAUUUGUCUCUGCAAUAGUCCAAUCUAGCCAGUUUUCCCCCAUUCUGUAUUUGUGCAUUUGUUUUUUCUUCCCUAAGCAUAACACCUUACAUUUGUCUUUGUUUAAUUUCAUUUUGUUGUCCAUAGCCCAGUCCUCCAAUUUAUCAAAAUCGCUCUGAAUUUUAGCUCUAUCCUCCAAAGUGUGGGCAAUCAUCCCCCACCCCGUUUUGUGCCCUAUAUCAUUCCAUUAAUCAUUACUCUUUGUUUGCAAUUGUUUAACCAAUUAUGUAUCCAUUUAUAGUAAUUUCACUGAGCCCACAUUUCUCUGGUCUACCUAUCAGAAUGUCACGUACUGUCAAAAGCCUUGUUGAAGUCCAGGUAUAUUAUGUCCAUCGCAUUCCCCCUAAAACCAGUUACCCUGUCAAAGAAGGAAAUCAAGCUGGUUUGGCACCAAUUGUUCUUGGUGAAUCCAUGCUGGCUGCAAAUCCUCCAGGUAUUUGCAAAUUGAAUGUUUUAUACAUUGUUCUAGUAGCUUCCAAGGUAUCAAAGUCAGGCUGACUGAUCUAUAGUUCCCUGUCUCCUUUUCCCCGCUUUUAAAGAUGGGCACUACAUUAGCCCUUCUCCAGUCUUCCGGGACCUUUCCUGUCAUCCAUGAGUUUGUAAAUAUUGUUGCCACUGGCUCUGAGAUUUCUUCAGCGUAUUCCUUCAGUGCCCUCAAGUGAAUAGCAUCAGGCCCCAUUGAUUUGAAUUCAUUCAGAUUGGUCAGAAGAUCUCUGACGUGUUCUUUACUUAUCCCGAUCUGCAUCCCUUCCCCUUUAUUGUCUAUGGUAACUUGGCUAGUCGUCUGGUCACAUUAUUUUUUGUGAGAAGACAGAAGCAAAGUAGGAGCAGCUCUGCCUAACUAUCAUCUGAUACCAGCUCACCUUCUCCAGCGAACCCACACCAUCCCUGAUCUUUCUUUUAUGUCUGACAUAUUUGAAGAGCCCCUUCUUGUUAUCUCUAACAUUCCUUGCCAGCUGUAACUCAUUCUUUGGUUAGACAAACAUUGAUCAGUCCAAAAUCUGAAGUGCCCGACACAAGAGGACACUUUGAAAACUUGGCUUGAGAGAAACCAACUUUAAUGUGCAUCACGCAGUGGUUCAAAGCCCUUGAAUGUGGUGAUGCUGGUCCUAGUCAGCGUGUGGCUUUAAGAAAUGAGAGAGAACCGUUAUUACAUUGAGCCAAUCACAUGGGAUCCAGUGCAGGGUACUUCUCUACAGCAGAUUGCUAGUGCUGUGUCUAAUGUUCUGAGCCACAUAGCUUCCACAACUUUCACACCAAAGUUGUGUGUCUUUGAGGAUCCUUUUUGCUUUCUGUAUUGUCAAGCUUAUUAAUACAGCACCUUAGCCCACGUGCACAAGAAAAUAAAUAUACUUUAUGUAAAUACCACUUGCUGCUUGUAAUGAGGCACAUAAUGAACUUGUGUAUAUAACCAAUGACUAAAUUACGCUGUGCUGUAUAGUUAUUUUGUUAUGCACAACACUGCAUGUCUUCUGAACUUGCUCUGUAAGCCACGAUGAAUGUACUGUAUGCUGGGUUUGUGUGGGGUCUGCCUCAAUGCUAAUAUUAUUGCAAGUGGCUCUUAAAGGGGAGAGGAUGCCCAACUCUUCUCUGAUAUUCAGUGGUCCUGGCGAUCGCUCCCUUCUGGAAGAUCCUAGAAGGCCAGAGAAACUUAGCUGUCUCCAGUCAUCUAGGUCAUCCCUCCGCCAAUGCAGGGCUGUUACCAGCCUACAAUAGAGAGUCUUCCUACUUCUGCCUGGUUUUCAGUGACUUCAGUGAUGAGACUUCCAGCACCUCCCAUGGGAGAAAGGGCUCUUGUGUUCACAGGGGGGUGUGGACAAGAUUCCUGCUGUCUGCCUUGCGCAGUCUCUCUCUAGUCAAUGCUAUGUUGAGCUUUGCAAGGGUUCCAUGAGCUUGCCAUUCAGAGCGCAUAAAUAUUUUCUCAUAUGGACAUGGCAUUUGAUUUAGGAGGAGAUAAGGAAACAAUGGACUAGCUUGGUCAGUCACAUGCAUCUGCCAGUUCAGCAUUGUGCUGGACUCCACCGUCUGCCUUCUUUACACCAUGUUCCCAGCCAUUCCCUUCCUUGUCGCACUCCCCAUCACACUCCCUACCUCUCCCUUUCCACUCUCCCUGUGGAAUCUGCCUUUCUGAAUGCGGCUGGAGUGAGUUGUUUCUCAAUAUGCUUCAUAUCGGGGAGGAAAACGAGAAAUCUAUCUGCCACCAUCCCACCCUGGUGCAAGGCUCCACUACAGUAAAUCUCUAAUCCAUUAGCACCCUUGCCCUGAAUUGAUACACUCAGGCUGUCCUACAAAGUGCAGGGAACCGCAGAUGCCAAGUACAGGUCUAGAAAUAAAACUUUUCUGUUUCAGUGUUUCACUUGCAGUGUAUAGAUGAGAACUCUGUAUGCCAGCUCCUCCCGAGAGCUCACCUGCUGAUGAGGUGUGCUAGUGCAGAGCAUAUAGAGAGUAAACGUAGAGUACGGCAGGAAGUCAGAGCAGCAAUUAGACCACUGACAACAUAAGCAAUUGAUUUAUUUACACAGCAGUGUCAUUAAGUAGCAGUCAGUCACUUGAACGUUCAGCAUUAAAAUUUUGAUGCCUUUUUUCCCCCUCCUGUUCUUGUUUUCUAAUGUUUUGCUGAAGAAAGUGUAACUAUUUAUUUUGGCAAAAAUAUACCUCUAAUAAAAACUUCCUAAAAAUUCUCA